CCCUCUCUCAUCUCUCUCUGAACUCAUCAUUCUCUCAUUCACUCUCUGAACUCGUCUCUCUCAUUCACUCUCCGGUCUUUCAAGCUCGUCAACGUCGCCGACCCAUGAAGCUCGACUCAUCCUCAUCUCUGAACUCAUCUCUCUCAUUCACUCUCCAGUCUCUCAAGCUCGUCAACGUCGACUCGUCCACCUCAAGCUCACUCCGCUCUCAUCUCAAGCCUCUCAAGCUCACUCUCUCAACGUCGCCGGCCCGACCAUCGUCAACGUCGCCGCCAUCGUCAAGUUCAGACCCACGCCGCCGAUCUGCCUCGACGCACUUCUCUUCCGCCGAUACACUUCAGGGAAGUUUAGAAGAGUCGGUGGUGAUAUUUUAGAAUUUUCUGUGGCAACGGUGGCGGUAGAAGAGUCGGUGGUGGCUGUGACAGUGGUGGUGGCGGUGGUGGCAGCAGUGGCGGUGGCGACAGUAGCAGUGGCAGUUGCAGCAUGUGUGUAGGUAAAAUAGGUAAAGUAACUUUUGGUGGAGCUAAAAAGCUAAAAUUUUAGCUCUACUACUGCGAAUGCUCUUACAAAGAGAGUGUAUUUUCUUGCAAAGUCUGAAGUAACAUCCAAAGUCCCUAUUCAUCUUCUUUCUGGUGAAGAGUAAUGGCUGUGUCUGUUGUGUCCGGUGUGGUGACAAGGCUUGGUAACUUGCUCGCACAAGAAGCAAUAUACUUGUCCGGUGUGAGUGACAAAGCUCAAGAGUUACAAACUGAGCUUACACGGAUACAAUGCUUUUUAAAAGAUGCAGAUGAGAGGCAGAAUGAAUCAGCAUUUGUAAAGAAUAGCAUUGCAGAAAUGAAAGAUCUUGCUUAUGAUGCAGAAGAUGUCAUUGCGACUUAUGCCCUCACAGUUGCAUCCAGAAGGGGAAGAGGCAUACAAAAGGUCCUAAAGAGGUGCGCUUGCAUCUUGGAUGAAGGAAUUACGGUGCAUCAGGUUGGGUCAAAGAUUGAUGCUAUGAAGACGAGAAUUUCUAAUUUGAAACAGAGUUUUCAAGAAUAUGGCAUAAUAAGUGAAUCAACUCUGUCUAAAAAAAAAAAAAAAAAAAAAGAGAAUCAACAAUGCAAGCAGGUGGGUCCAGUUCUUCGAAUGAGAGGGAACGAGAGCAAAGGCAAACAUUUUCUCAUCUUGAAGAUCAUGUUGUUGGGUUUGACGUUGAUCUAAAGAAAUUGGUGGACUUUUUGGUGGAAGGAGGGGAAGACAAGAGAGUUACUUCCAUAUGUGGUACUGGUGGUCUGGGAAAGACCACUCUUGCCAAGAUGGUUUAUAACCACCCUGAAGUCAAUAAGUAUUUUCACUACUGCGCUUGGGUAUGUAUCUCACAAAGACCUGUUUGGGAAGAAAUUAUGAAUAACCUCUCUCAAUCUCUAAAGGUUCAAAUUAACGGGUGGAGUGAUGCAGAACUUGUCAGGGAACUUCGUCAAGCUCAGGAAAAGAAUAAGUGUUUGAUUGUUCUAGAUGAUAUUUGGAAAAUUGAGGAUUGGAACAUUUUGCAUGAAGUCUUUCCAAAAAAAAGUAAGAUAUUACUUACCUCUCGUAAUAGGGAUGUGGCUUUGCAUGUGGAUCCUAGAGGUUUUCAUCUUGAACUGCGGUGCCUAAAUCCUGAAAGCAGUUGGAAAUUGUUUGAAAAGCUGGCAAUAUCUUGGAGAUCAGACUCUGUGACCAAAACUAUUAUGGAGAAGUUAGGAAAAGAAGUGAUUCAAUAUUGUGGGGGUUUACCAUUAGCCAUCACUAUAUUGGGAAGUCUUUUAGCAACAAAGCAAACACAGGAUGAAUGGGAGGAGGUGCAUAAACAUGUCAAACCAUACCUUUACGAAGAGCAAAACUUACUAAUCAACAAGGUAUUAGCUUUAAGUUAUAAUGAUUUACCUUCCCACUUGAAACCAUGCUUUCUUUAUUUAGGCAAUUUUCCAAAGGAUCUUGGGAUUUCGACAAAAAUAUUGAUUCGAAUGUGGAUGGGAGAAGGUUUUAUAUCAAAAAUUCAACACGGUGGAGGGAGAGAGGAUACAAUGGAUGAUGUGGGACAUCGAUAUUUAAGGGAGCUAGUGCAGAGAAGCAUGGUUUUGGUGGGUAAAAAGACCUCCCUUGGAAGGAUUAAAACUUGUCAAAUGCAUGAUCUUAUGCGAGACUUCUGCAUAUCAAAAGCUGAAGAGGAAAAUUUUCUCCAUUUUACCGAUACUCUUUCCAUGAAACAACAUAAAGAACAAAUCGGUAAAGUUCGAAGACUUGCUAUAGUUUCGGAAUCAGGUGACAAUUCCAUCAAGGGAAUUAAAUUCAAUAAAUAUCCUUACCUAAGGUCUCUUCUCUACUUUCAACCUCAGCAUGAUGAAUCUUAUUUUAAAGAGUCCUGUUUCAAGAAAUUCAAGUUGGUUAGAGUCUUACAUCUAGAAUAUUUUAAAAACCACCAAAGAAAAUUACCUAAAGACAUUGGAUUUCUCAUCCACUUGAGAUAUUUAUCUCUCAAAGAUAGCAAUGUAACUAAGGUUCCAUCAUCUGUUGGCAAUUUGAGGUGCUUGGAGACACUGGAUUUGCGGAUCAACUUCUCCCCAUCAUAUUGUUGCAUUUUACUGGACUACAUUUACCCACAUACUAAUUUAUUGGACUCCCUCUCCAAACCGAGAGUGCCAAAUGUGUUUAAGUAUAUGAAACAAUUGAAGCAUCUUUAUUUACCCAGGGAUUAUAGUGUAUGUGGUAUGUUGGAACUGGGUAAUCUUUGCUAUUUGCAAACAUUGGUGAAUGUUCAGCCCAAAACCAUCAAAAUUCCCACAUGGUUCAAACUCAAUUGUCUUCGGGUUCUUAAAGUAAGGACUAAUAAAGAAGCCCAAGAUGCAAUACAAAUGCUAAUAUCAAGAUCAAGGUGUCCGUAUAUGGAAAAGCUAAAUCUAUAUUACCCUGUAAAGAAGCUUCCAAAAGCUCACCAAUUUUCUCCAAAUCUUGCGAAGUUGACCUUAUCGGAGACUAACCUUGAGGAAGAUCCAAUGGCAACAUUAGAGAAGUUGCCAAACUUAAAAAUCCUCCGCCUUUUCUCUAGCGCCUUUGAAGGGAAGAAUAUGGUUUGUUCUAAAAGUGGAUUUUCUCAACUUCAAUCUAUUGUGCUUUCUUCUUUAUUGAACCUUGAGGAGUGGAGGGUGGAGGAAGGAGCCAUGCCUAGUCUCAGUCAUUUGGAAAUUAAAGAUUGCAACCUAAAGAAGUGGAGGGUAGAGAAAGGAGCCGUGCCCACAAUCAAUCAUUUAGAAAUUACAGUUUACAAUCUAGAGGAGUGGAAGGUAGAGGAAGGAGCCAUGCCUAGUCUCAGUCAUUUGAAAAUUAAAAAUUGUAUCCUAAAGGAGUGGAUGGUGGAGAAAGGAGCCAUGACAUGUCUUAGUAAUUUGGAAAUUAAAGAUUGUAGCCUAAAGGAGUGGAGGGUGGAGAAAGGAGCCAUGAACAGUCUCAGUAAUUUGGUAAUUAAAGGUUGCAUCCGAGAGGGGUGGAAGGUGGAGGAAGGAGCCAUGACCAAUCUCAAUAAUUUGGUAAUUACAGAUUGCAUCCUAAAGGAGUGGAGGGUGGAGAAAGAAGCCAUGACCAAUCUCAAUGAUUUGGUAAUUAGAAAUUGCACCCUGGAGGGGUGGAAGGUGGAGGAAGGAGCUAUGACCAAUCUCAAUAAUUUGGUAAUUGAUGAUUGCACCCUAAAGGGGUGGAGGGUGGAGAAAGGAGCCAUGACCAUGACCAAUCUCAGUAAUUUGGUAAUUAGAAAUUGCACCCUUAAGGGGUGGAAGGUGGAGGAAGGAGCCAUGACCAAUCUCAAUAAUUUGGUAAUUCAUGAUUGCACCCUAAAGGGGUGGAGGGUGGAGAAAGGAGCCAUGACCAUGACCAAUCUCAGUAAUUUGGUAAUUAGAAAUUGCACCCUGGAGGGGUGGAAGGUGGAGGAAGGAGCCAUGACCAAUCUCAAUAAUUUGGUAAUUCAUGAUUGCACCCUAAAGGAGUGGACGGUGGAGAAAGGAGCCAUGACCAUGACCAAUCUCAGUAAUUUGGUAAUUAGAAAUUGCACCCUUGAGGGGUGGAAGGUGGAGGAAGGAGCCAUGACCAAUCUCAAUAAUUUGGAAAUUCAUGAUUGCACCCUAAAGGAGUGGACGGUGGAGAAAGGAGCCAUGACCAUGACCAAUCUCAGUAAUUUGGUAAUUAGAAAUUGCACCCUGGAGGGGUGGAAGGUGGAGGAAGGAGCCAUGAACAAUCUCAAUAAUUUGGUAAUUCAUGAUUGCAACCUAAAGGAGUGGAGGGUGGAGAAAGGAGCCAUGACCAUGACCAAUCUCAGUAAUUUGGUAAUUAGAAAUUGCACCCUGGAGGGGUGGAAGGUGGAGGAAGGAGCCAUGAACAAUCUCAAUAAUUUGGAAAUUCAUGAUUGCACCCUAAAGGAGUGGAGGGUGGAGAAAGGAGCCAUGACCAUGACCGAUCUCAGUAAUUUGGUAAUUAGAAAUUGCACCCUGGAGGGGUGGAAGGUGGAGGAAGGAGCCAUGACCAAUCUCAAUAAUUUGGUAAUUAAUGAUUGCACCCUAAAGGAGUGGAGGGUGGAGAAAGGAGCCAUGACCAUGAUCGAUCUCAGUAAUUUGGUAAUUAGAAAUUGUACCAUGAUUGACUGCAAGGUGGAGGGAGGAGCCAUGCCCAGUUCCGAUCAUUGAGAAAUUAUAGGUUGCAGUGGAUUGAUGACGAUUUCUAAUUGAUUGAGGUCAUAAGUCACAACCCUCAUUGCUUGACAAAGGAGGACGGAAAUGCUGAUCUUUGGCUAACAAGUUUAGGUAUCUCUAAAUCUCAGUUGCUCGACCUCUAUUCUUGUGGCUGCUUGCAUAAUAGUUCAAUGUGAAAUCAUGCAUGGUCUACAACUGGUACGAGUUGAUGUAUGUUAUACAACUUGAAGAUUUUGAUUGCACAGAUUCAUUAAACAUAUUCUUUGAUGCCAGUGUGUAGUGACGUAAAGAAUUGUUUGUUUGGUGAUGGUACUUUGUAUUGAUGUAAACAAUUGGUGAAAUCAUCCAUGGUCAGCAAUCGGUACGGGUUGGUGUCAGUUAUACAAUUUAAAGGAUAUGAUUGCACAGACUCAUUAAACAUAUUCUCUAAUGCCUAUGUGUAGUGAUGUAAGGAAUUGUUUGUUUGGUGAUAGUACUCUAUAUUGUGAUAUUUUGUUGGGUGGUUGUUUGCAUUAGUGUGUUUUUUUUAGUGUUGCUUUCUUGUUUUGCUUUGUUGGCUUUGCUAUUAUUGCACUCUUUGUAUUUUGUUGAAUAAAAGAAAACCAAUGUAUUAUUGGAUGAGAAAAUAAUUCUUUAUUUAAUCUGGGAUUUCUCAUAUUU
Molecule: messenger RNA, 5357 nt
Organism: Quercus lobata
Lineage: Eukaryota; Viridiplantae; Streptophyta; Magnoliopsida; Fagales; Fagaceae
Product: probable disease resistance protein RF9
Exons: 8
Coding region: 1098-4691 (1197 amino acids)
Biological process (GO): defense response to other organism
Molecular function (GO): ADP binding
Source: RefSeq, a predicted model, not a curated record